CUGGUGCAAAGGGGAAUGGCCGUAUUUAUGUUGAACAUCUGCAAAUUUAAUGAUUGUGGCCUUACUUUUCAGAAUUUAGGAGAUUUAAUACAACACAUAGAAGAUAAUCACAUCGACUACGAUCCCCAGGUUAUCGAAGAGAAAGAACAAGAACAACCCUCAUGCCUACCUUUGAGCUAUGUGCUUCGGUUUUUCACCGAUGCGGCCCGAAAAGAAGUUUUAAGUCUAAAGCCAAAAUUAAAAUCAAUUGUGGAGAAACCAGCUACUCAACUGCCAGUUCAUACACCAACUCCGAAUGGAAACGAAGCUGAUGAAGAUGUAUUUAGUGAAUCAGAAGAUAGUAAUGAUUCAUGGAGUACUCAAGAAGAAUUUAGUUCAGAAUUUAUUUUAAAAUAUGGAAGCAAGAUGGUUAGUCCAACUACACUGCCUGACGGAACUGUGAUUGAGAAGCCUUUUGCAUGCCCUGUUCCUGGAUGUAAAAAACGAUAUAAAAAUGUGAAUGGUAUUAAAUACCAUUCGAAAAAUGGCCAUAAAAAUGAAGGAAAAAUACGUAAAGGCUUUAAGUGUUAUUGUGGAAAAAGCUACAAGACCAAUGGAGGAUUGAAAAAUCACACAGCUUUAAUGCACAGCGGUACAACAAUGACUACCAUAGCCACUCAAAAUGGUACGCCACAAGUAUUGCAGAUCCCAACUUUGCAGCCUAUUCGAACACUAACACUAAAACAUAUAGCAAGUUUAGGAUUACCAGUGAAAACCCUAGUCGUCGCUACUAAGUCACAAGACAAAACAGCAAAAACAACUAGCAGUUUAGGAGUUUUAACUCCUGCAACAUCACCAGAUUCACCAGAGAAGCCACCUGAGAUAGUUUUAUCUGAUAACUAAUUUGUCAGAGAACUCAAUGUCAAAUGCCACAAAGACCUAUUGUAAUAGAUUCCUAUGUAGAUUAACCUACAAAAAAUAAUGGUGCUUUUGUUAGAGAUGUUAUUUUUCCUUCAUUUGUGGUUACACAAAGAAUUGUUGACCUUUUUUAAAAACUUUAUUAGUAAUAAGCUGUUAAUUGAUAAUGGUUUAUAUUUAUAGUUAUCAUGAAUGAAGGAAAUCAAACACUUUAUAUCCAAGGUGUUUAGUUCUGCUGUUUUAUUUAGUAAUGUUUUUAGUUAAAAUUUUGUUUAGACCAAAAUGAUAUUCCUUUUGGUGGAUCAAAGAGAUUUUUAGUAAUUUAUUUUAGUCUAGUCAUGUUUAGUUAUAUUUAUUUGUUGACAUCAUUCUGUUAUCCCUAAGGUGAAGUCAAUUUAACUAGUCAGUCUUUAGAAGUUUGGUGCAUACAAAGUUGCUCAAUAUAAUUUUAAAGCAAUUUGGGUUUUGCACUCAUUGUACAUAUGUAUCUAAGAAAACAAGUAUUAGGAAGAUUGCUUUCAAUCUGGAUGUAUAUUUAAAUGUAACUAAUUAGUUACGACUUUGUUGUCUAAUGAUAUUCCGUAAAGGAGUUAAGGGUACUGGUUGCAUUCUGUCAACAUAAAGUGAUUUUAAUAUUUAACAGAUGAAAGUUUAAUGAAAUAACAUAUUUAUAUUUGUUUUCUUUUUUCUAAUUAUAAAACCGCACAAGUUUUAUAUAAAAAAAAACAAUCUUAUCAAAAAUCAAGGUGAUAAUAAUUUUUAUAUUUUAGAUAUAUUUUAUAAAACUACCCAUUAUACAUCAUAUUAAAGCAUGUGUGGUUUUAUAUUUGAAACGUAUGAUUUAUUCUGGUCAAGAAAUUAUAUUUACUAAAAUUUUUGAUAUGUGAUAAUGUAUUUUGGUUAUCCUAUUGUUUU
Nezara viridula (southern green stink bug) is the source of this 1812-nucleotide messenger RNA. The record is from the annotation of a GenBank genome assembly. Lineage: Eukaryota; Metazoa; Arthropoda; Insecta; Hemiptera; Pentatomidae.